AUGUGGACUGGAUAUAAGAUCUUAAUCUUCUCUUAUCUGACCACAGAAAUUUGGAUGGAGAAACAGUAUUUAUCUCAAAGACAAGUGGACCCAAGAGCUGAUUUCACUAGGAAUCGAACCGUUUUGGAAGGUACUCGAUUCAAAAGAGCCAUUUCCAAAGGACAAUACUGUAGAAGUUUUGGUUGUUGUGAAGACAGAGAUGAUGGCUGUGCCGCUCACUUCUUUGAGGCGGAUGCAUUGUGUUACUGUGACAAAUUCUGUGAAAGGGAAAAUUCUGAUUGCUGUCCUGAUUACAAGUCAUUUUGCCGUGAAGAGAAAGAAUGGCCUCCUCAUACAAAGUCUUGGUAUCCAGAAGGUUGCUUCAGAGAUGGUCGACAUUAUGAACAAGGAUCAGUAAUUAAAGAAAACUGCAACUCUUGCACAUGCUCAGGACAGCAGUGGAAGUGUUCCCAGCAUGUAUGCCUUGUUCAACCAGAAUUAAUUGAACUUGUCAAUAAAGGAGACUAUGGAUGGACAGCCCAGAACUACAGCCAAUUCUGGGCAAUGACUUUAGAAGAAGGUUUCAGAUAUCGUCUUGGCACCUUGCCACCUAGCCCCAUGCUUCUGAGGAUGAAUGAAGUGACAGCUUCUUUACCUGCAACAACUGAUCUUCCAGAGUUUUUUAUUUCUUCUUAUAAGUGGCCUGGAUGGACUCAUGGCCCAUUGGAUCAAAGAAAUUGUGCUGCAUCUUGGGCAUUUUCCACUGCAAGUGUGGCAGCCGACCGAAUAGCAAUUCAGUCCAACGGGCGAUACACAGCCAAUCUAUCCCCUCAGAAUUUGAUCUCUUGCUGUGCCAAGGACUGUCAUGGAUGCAACAGUGGAAGCAUUGAUAGGGCUUGGUGGUACCUGAGAAAACGUGGACUGGUAUCCCAUGCAUGUUAUCCACUUUUCAAGGACCAAAAUGCUACUAAGGAUGACUGUGCCAUGGCAAGUAGGUCUGAUGCGCGGGGAAAACGUCAUGCCACAAAGCCGUGUCCCAACAGCUUCGAGAAAUCUAAUAGGAUCUACCAAUGUUCUCCUCCAUAUAGAGUCUCUUCCAACGAAACUGAGAUAAUGAGAGAAAUCAUGCAAAACGGACCAGUUCAAGCCAUAAUGCAAGUCCAUGAGGAUUUCUUCCAUUAUAAGACGGGCAUAUAUAGACAUGUUACCAGCACAAACGAAGAAUCAGAAAAAUAUCGAAAGCUUCGGACACAUGCCAUCAAACUCACUGGAUGGGGCAUAUUGAGAGGAGCCCAGGGGCGGAAAGAAAAAUUUUGGGUCGCUGCCAAUUCCUGGGGAAAGUCCUGGGGAGAGAACGGCUAUUUCAGGAUUCUUCGAGGAGUAAACGAGUCUGACAUUGAAAAGUUGAUUAUCGCAGCUUGGGGCCAACUGACAAGUUCAGAUGAACCAUAA
Diceros bicornis minor is the source of this 1431-nucleotide messenger RNA. RefSeq names its product tubulointerstitial nephritis antigen (gene TINAG). The coding region runs from base 1 to 1431 and encodes 476 amino acids. Gene Ontology annotation, cellular component: lysosome. Gene Ontology annotation, molecular function: cysteine-type peptidase activity. The transcript has 11 exons. Gene Ontology annotation, biological process: proteolysis. The record is from RefSeq and is a predicted model, not a curated record. NCBI's taxonomy places the organism in Eukaryota, Metazoa, Chordata, Mammalia, Perissodactyla, Rhinocerotidae.